This is a messenger RNA of Candida tropicalis MYA-3404, 3222 nucleotides long. RefSeq names its product DNA repair ATPase (gene SMC5). Lineage: Eukaryota; Fungi; Ascomycota; Pichiomycetes; Serinales; Debaryomycetaceae. Gene Ontology annotation, molecular function: ATP binding; ATP hydrolysis activity. The record is from RefSeq and is a predicted model, not a curated record. The transcript has a single exon. The coding region runs from base 1 to 3222 and encodes 1073 amino acids. Gene Ontology annotation, biological process: double-strand break repair via homologous recombination. Gene Ontology annotation, cellular component: Smc5-Smc6 complex.
AUGACUUCAGAAAUACAUGAGUCGAUUUCCAAGAGAAGAAAGACAUCAGAGCCUGCAAAAUUCAGACCAGGUUUUAUUAGAAAUGUUAAAGUUUGGAACUUCACUACUUAUUCCUAUACUGAGUUUUGCUUAUCUCCCACAUUAAACAUGAUCAUUGGUCCCAAUGGUAGUGGUAAGAGUACAUUAGUUGCGUCGAUUUGUAUCGGUCUUGCUGGUAACAUAACAUUGAUCAAGCGUAAGAAUUUGAAGUCCAUGAUCAAAACUGGCCAUGAAAGUGCAGCUGUGGAAAUCACAUUGGAGAACCAUGAAGGGAAAUCACCAAUUGUUGUGAAAAGAGAAUUUACCGCCAAAGAAUCUGCUUGGACAAUAAAUGGCCAAAGAUCAACGGAGACAAAAGUUCGAAAAUUAAGAUCAGAAUUCAACAUUCAGUUGGAUAAUCUUUGUCACUUUUUACCACAAGAAAGAGUAGCAGAGUUUGCCGGUUUAUCUCCAGAAAAAUUGCUAAUGGAGACAGAAAGAACAUUGGGUGAUGGUCAUUUAUUAAGGAAACAUGAAGAGUUGAUUGGUCACGAUAAUACUUGUCAAACGUAUAUCAAUAAGAUAGAAGAGCUCAAAACAAGAUUGGCACAGUUACAAAAAGAAAAGACCACAUUGGAAGAAGAAGCAAAGAAAUUUGAAGAGUACGAGAAAAAGGCCGAAGAGAUUUCAAACCAUACGCUCUUGAUUCCCUAUGCGAAAUUUCAUGACUUGAAGAAACAAAGAGCUCAUCUUAAGGCUGCAAGGGAUAAAGCAAAAAAUAAACUUCGGUCAUUCCAGGCUAAUUUUAAACCAUUAGAAGAUGAAAUUUCCUCAACAGAAUCCAGAAUUAUUAAAGAAUCAGAAGAAUACGAAGAAAUCAAAAAAGCUGUUCGAGGCUAUGAUGUGAGAAUUGAUCAGUUCAAAAAGACACAGAAGCAGUGUGCAAAUGAGAUUGCUGAAUUGAUUGCAAAUGCAAAAUACUAUAGGACCAAGGCUGAACAGAAGAAGAGAGAACUUGAAGAAGUUAAACAAGAGAUUAAAAGGAUUAUUGAAAAGAAGCUGUGUUUUCCCGAAGUGGACCAAGAAAAAUUAAGUGAAUUAGCUAACCAAGCAAGUGCCAAGAGACACGAAAUGAGAGAGUUUGAAGACAAAAUUACAGAAGAGAGUAGUCUUAAGAAUGAAAUUGGAAGAGAAAUAACUAACUUGGAGCACCAAAAGCGAACUGCAGAAAGAACACUUCAAAGUAAGGACAAAUUGGAUGUUUUAGUAGGUGCUGCUCGACAGGGCACCAAGUAUAGACUUCGUGAUGAAGCUUAUGAAGCACACAGAAGAUUAAGAUCAAAUUCAAAGUCACAAGGAAGAUACUUUGAAGCUCCUGUUGUAUCUUGUAAUGUGACAAAUGUUAACUAUGCUGCUGCCAUUGAGAAGGUGAUUGACAACAAUUCUUUGUUUGCAUUUACAGUCACUUCACAAGCAGAUCUCGACUUUCUUAGUAGAUUUUCAGAAGAAAACAAUUCUAACACACCAAUAAGAUUGGUGAAUUCUAUCAUUAAUCCAACCGCAACAUACAACCAACAAGAAUUAAGAUCAUUUGGCUUUGAUGGAUAUCUAUCCGAUUUUAUAACAGGUCCUAAGGAGGUAUUAUCAAUGCUUUACAAUACUUCUAAGUUGCAUACUAUUCCAGUAAGUAGCCAGCCAUUGUCAAAUGAGCAAGUGAAGAGAUUGACAAAUACACCACCAUCAGGUAAAAUACCGUUCAUGAAGUUUGUUGCUGGUGAUACCUUGUAUAAUAUCCAGAGAUCAAGAUAUGGUUCCCAACAAUCUUUCUAUGUCACAGAAAAGAUUUCUCGAUCAAACUAUUUUGCUGUACAAGGUAUGUCACAGGAAGCGAAGGAUUCUAUUAAGAGAGAGAUUGAAAUGCUAAACGAGCAAAUUGACGAGAGAAAGAAAGUCUAUGAAAGUCAUCGAAGUGCUGCCGAACGUUACUCUCGUGAAAGAAAUGAGCUCAAACAACAAAUGCUUGCCGUCAAAAGUGAACAACAGGAAUUGGUUAAAAUUUCUCAACAAGUGAACGACUUGCAAACUCUGAUUACACUCAAGAAAGAAAGAGCAGAGAAAUUAGAAGAAGACGCCAAUAAGGAUUACUCACUGAAAGUACACGCAUACGAACAAAAGAUUCAACAGAAGUAUGAUAUUUUUGGUGAUGCUUCUGCUUCUAUUUCUAGUGCAUUGGUUGAAAUGGCAGAGAAGGAUAAUCAAGCUAGACUUAAAAUGAUCAGCAUGAUUAACUUCAAGAAUAGGAAGAGUGCGGCUGAAUCUUUAGUACGUGAAUUGAGAAGAAUGCAAGAGAAAUUGAAAGACGAUUAUAAUCGGUACAAGAGAGAAUACGAUGAGAUCAAGCAGAGUGAUGCUUAUGUUGAAAUUGAAAGACAAAACCAAGCCUAUACUGAUGAAGAGAGAACUCGUUUGGCCGAAUUGGCAGAGGAGUACGUGACAAAUGGAACAUUCACGGAAGCCACUAUACUUCUGAAGAUUGAAUUGUUGAGAGCCGAGUUGUCGCUUUUAACUGGUGGGGAUAAAAGUUCCAUUGAUGCUUUGAAGAAGAAAUUACAGGAUAUCAAAGAUGCAGAAAGAUAUUUGCCAGAGCUUGAGUCUAAAAAAGAGCAGUUGGAUAAACAAAUUAGUGAUCUUCAAGAAAAAUAUGAAAGUGAAUUGUCAGAAUUAGUUGAGAAGAUAUCGGUUGCUUUUAAGAAGAGGUUCACCAAAGUUGCCAGCGAUGGUCGAGUGCAAUUAGCUAAACUGGACAGAUUUAAGGACUGGAAGUUACAAAUUCUUGUCAAAUUUAGAGAAGAGUCAGAAUUGAAAGUAUUAGACCACCAGUCACAAUCUGGUGGUGAGAGGGCAGUUUCAACUAUUUUUUUCAUUAUGUCAUUACAAGGAUUAACAGAUGCUCCAUUUAGAAUUGUUGAUGAAAUCAAUCAAGGUAUGGACCCUAAGAACGAACAGAUGGCACAUCGUUAUUUAGUUCAUACUGCUUGUCAGAACAACAGAUCACAAUAUUUCUUGGUUACACCAAAAUUGUUAACUGGAUUGUACUAUCAUCCUGACAUGGUAGUUCAUUGUAUUUUCACUGGACCUUACAUUACCGAUGACCACAAGGAUAAACGUGACAAAAACCAACUUUUGUUGAAUUUUGCUGUCUAA